AGUCUUGCACGGAAUGUUUAGCGAUGCGGUGGUGCGCUUAGUAAAAUUCCCAAAGUAAUUUGAGUUUACUGGAAUUUCAUUUCCUUCACCUUGUUUUGUUGGGAAAAUUAUGCAUUUUUCACACGGAUAACGUGCCCAAAAUGUGUGAAUAGGGAAAUAUUGUGAUUUUGUGUGGAAAAUCCGUGGAAAAGAGAACCUCUGGAGAGGUUGGAGUGCGGUGGUAUUGCACAGUGAGCAAGACAAGGAAGGGAAUUGCCUUUUGCGCGGCGUCUGUGUGGUGCAGAGAAAGAGAGUUGAAGCCUACUAAGGUGGUGGUGUGAGUGAUCAAAAGUGAUUAAACUACUUUGUGCAAUUGGUGAAGAUCCUGCAAAAAGGAAAAGCCAUUGGCUUGGAUCCUCAACAUUUCUUCACCUAUAAACAAUUGGAUUUUUCUGUAUUACUUCGAAGGCUCGCACGGAGUUUUGAAGGGAAAAGAAGAAACAAACAACCACGAAAGGAUCAACACACACAGCUGGGAUAUUAUAUAGAGCUUCUCUUAUACACAAGGAAGGCAUCACACAACGGAAAUUAUAAAGUCAGCCCAAGUUUUCGCUUCUUGUCUUAUGGACUUUGCCGUGGAGAAGAUGGGUGAAAUGAUGAGAUAGUCAUUAGCGAAAAUGAGCCCUUUGCGGGGCCAUCAUUUGCCAUCGCAAUGGAUGGCCAUCGUCUGCAUGCUUGUGCUGACCACGAAAUUAGCAUGGGCGGCCGAUGAUGAAUUCCGGCAUUCCUGGCGCCUAGUCCCGGAUGGUGCUCAACUAUUUAAAUUCACCCACGCACUGUACAAUGUGUCCAUACCGGAGAAUAGUGCAAGUAGGACGUAUGUGCAACAACCGACGGAUGAGGCUCGAAUGGGGGUGCACUGGGUGCCGGGUCAUGAGGUUAAGUACCGCAUAGUGGGUGGUGACAAGGAGAAGGUGUUUAAGGUUGAGGAGAGAAUUGUCGGUGAUUUUGCCUUCCUCACGCUUCGUACGAGAACAGGGAAUGUUGUGCUAAAUAGAGAAAAGACAGAUGAGUACGUCCUCGAUGUUCGUGUUACCGUGACGCAGCGUCAGGAUAGACGCACCGCAACUAAGGCAAUUUACGAAGAUGACACACGCGUUCACGUGCACGUACUUGACACCAACGAUCUCAGUCCCUUGUUCUACCCCACCGAAUAUGCGGCCACUGUUACCGAAGAUUGGCCACUCCAUCGUAGUAUUGUGCGUGUCAUUGCCGAAGAUGCAGAUCUCGGGGUUAAUGGAGAAAUCUACUACAGUCUCCUCGAUCCAAUGGCAAAUGAACAAUUUGCCGUUCAUCCCACAAGUGGGGUCAUAUCAUUGACGCGACCACUUAAUUUUGCCGAGAGAUCUUUUCAUGAACUCGUUGUAAUUGCAACAGAUAGGGGUGGUGGUCACGGUACAACAACAACACGAGCUAGCAAAGCUAGAGUUCACAUCAAAGUUAAGCAGGUAAAUCUGUAUCCACCAACAAUUUACACACAAGCUCUUCCGGAAAUAGUUGAGGAUUCUAAUGCGCACAUUUUUGGCAUUGUCCGGGUAGAAGAUAUGGAUCGUGGUAUUCACGGACGUAUAAAGAGUCUCGAUAUUGUCGACGGGGACCCCAGUGGGCACUUCCGAAUACGCCCAACAAGGCGGCAUGGGGAGUACAAUAUUGAGGUACAUCAGCUCCUUGAUCGCGAGGCUGCCCCCCAGGGCUACAACCUCACACUACGUGCUGUUGAUUGGGGCACGCCUCCGCGGCAGAGCUACAAAGUUGUCCCAGUUCACCUGGCGGAUGCCAAUGACAAUGUGCCUGUAUUUAGUCGUGAAAUCUAUGAGGUGAGUGUGCCAGAGUCCUCACCACCGAAUACCCCAAUUAUACGGCUGAAGGUAUCCGAUAGGGAUAUAGGGAAGAAUGCUCAGGUCUUCUUGGAGAUUGUCGGGGGGAAUGAAGGUGGGGAAUUUCGGGUGAAUCCCGAUACAGGGAUGUUGUAUACGGUUGUGCCAUUGGAUACGGAAACGAAAAGCUUGUACACGCUUACCGUGUCGGCCAUUGAUCAGGGCAAUAGUGGAACAAGGAAGCAAUCCUCGGCAAAGGUGAAGAUCAAUGUGGCGGAUAUAAAUGACAACGACCCGGUGUUUGAGUUGACAAACACAACAAUUUGGGUGGAUGAGAAUGAACCAGCUGGUACUACGGUGACCAAAGUAACAGCCAGAGAUCGGGAUUCCGGGGAGAAUGCCUACAUCUCCUAUAGUAUAGCAAAUUUGAAUGAAGUUCCCUUUGAUAUUGAUCAUUUCUCGGGGAUUAUUCGGACGUCUAAGCUCAUUGACUACGAAUCCAUGAGGCGGCAGUACAUUCUGCGUAUAAGAGCCUCCGACUGGGGUCUACCGUAUCGGCGUCAGACGGAAAUGCAACUUCACAUCCGUGUUAGGGAUGUCAAUGACAAUCGGCCUCAAUUUGAACGAACUGAAUGUAGCCUGGAAGUUCUACGAUCAACCCCAUUGGGAACGGAAGUUUUCACAUUGUCCGCCAUUGAUUUUGAUGCGGGAAAUAUGAUUAGCUACCGAAUGGUUGCUGGCAAUGAUGAUGGAUGCUUCAAUUUGGACUCAUCAUCUGGGAUCAUUUCAAUUGGAUGCAAUUUGGUGGAUAUCCCAACGGGAAGGCGGGAGAUCAAUGUCACAGCAACGGAUGGUACACACUUUGCCGACAUAACGCGCAUUCAAUUCGCUUUGGUACACAUCCGUCGAACUUCGGGGGCACCUGAGUGCCGUGAAACGGGUGUUACGCGACGUCAAGCGGAAAUUCUGGCUGAAAGUGAAAAGAAUAAUAUGCCACGAAGUGAUUCAAGUCAUUCAGAGGAUUUUGUCUCCCUCCCAAGUAGAUACGGUGAGAAUGUACAUACUCCUGAAUUUAUUGAUUUCCCCUUUGAAGUUAGGAUUAAUGAGACUGUACCCCUGGGUACCGUGGUAGCCGUAAUACGUGCCCGUGAUCGAGAUUUAGGCUACAAUGGGAAGCUUGUCUUUGGAAUUUCUGACGGAGACAAUGAUUCGGUGUUUCGCCUUGAUCCCGAAACAGGGGAAUUCAAAGUUAUUGGUUACCUGGAUAGAGAACGCGAAGAUGAGUACGUGCUGAAUGUGACUGUUUAUGAUUUGGGUCAUCCCCAGAAGUCCAUAUCGAAAGUUCUGCCUGUGACUGUUCUCGAUGAGAAUGAUAAUCCACCGAAAUUUGAGAAAAGUCUCACCAGUUUUCGAAUACCUGAGAAUGCUCUCAAUGGCACCGUGGUGAUUGUUCUCAAUGCCACGGAUGCGGAUACGGGGGAAAAUGGUAGGAUACGGUACAGUCUAAUUACAGAGACGAAGGAUUUUAAAGUUGAUCCAGACACGGGAGCUGUUACCGUCAAUGGGGGACUCAAUCGUGAACAACAGGAGGUGUAUGAAUUGAGAAUAAGAGCAACUGAUGGAGCUGAAAGGGGUGCAAGUCUCUAUUCGGAUGCAAUUGUUCGGGUCACUGUGGAGGAUAUUAAUGACAAUGCACCAGUAUUUAGUGUCCCAGAGGGCUAUACAGUGCGAGUGCGUGAGGAUAUUCCCCGGGGUACAUUGGUGAUUGUGGUGAUGGCCACGGAUGCUGAUACGGGGGCAAGUGGGGAUGUAGCAUAUAAAUUGGUGAUGGAUGAGGCAGCAGAUGAUAUCCCACCUUUUCGUAUUGAUGAACACUCCGGGGCAAUGAGGACGACGAGUACGUUGGAUUUUGAAGAGCGCCAAAUACAUACGCUCACUGUAAGAGCCUUCGAUCGGGGUCACCCCUCUCUUGCCACAGAUACAACUGUCACCGUGGAAAUUGUUGAUGUUAAUGAAAAUCGCCAUCCGCCACUGUUUGAUGAUUUCGUCCUCACUGGGAGGGUUAGGGAAAAUCAACCUAUGGCCACGCACGUGAUGACAGUGCGGGCACGAGAUGCUGAUCCACCUGGCCCAGACUCGAGAAUUACCUACAGCAUACGCAGUGGAGAUGGACUUGGCUUAUUCACCGUGGAUGCAGAGGGCAACGUGCGGACGCUUGCGGUGUUUGAUGUUGAAUCAAAACCCCACUAUUGGCUGACAAUUUGUGCACAGGAUCAUGGUGUUGUACCCCUGCACUCGUGUGCAGAGGUCUUCAUUGAGAUUGAAAAUGAAAACGACAAUGUUCCACUGACAGAUGAUGUGGUGUACUAUGCUGCCGUACCCGAGGGAGGAUCCAGUGGCCAGAAAAUUGUUCAAGUACAUGCUACGGAUCGUGAUGUGGAUCCAUCCAAUAGAAUUUUAUAUCGAAUUGUCUCCGGAAAUCCUGAGGGAUUCUUCACAAUUAACAGUACAAGUGGAGUUAUAUCAACAACUGGUCGUAAAUUGGAUAGAGAGAAUCAAUCGGAACAUAUUCUGGAAAUUAUGGUGCAAGACAAUGGUACCCCGGAGUUAUCCUCAACGACAAGGGUAGUAAUUACCGUGGAGGACAUCAAUGACCACGGCCCGGAAUUCGAUCAGAAAUUCUACAAGGUACAAAUUCCGGCGACAGCAAAAGUGGAGCAGAAACUAUUCCAGGUUUUGGCAAUUGAUCAAGACAUGGGAGACAAUGGUCGUGUGACGUAUGCCCUAAAAUCUGGGAAGGGUAAAGCAAAGUUCCGUAUGGAUCAAGACACGGGAAUUGUGUAUGCAGCUAAACCCCUUGAGGUUGACACAGAAUUUGAUCUUUUGGUGCGUGCAGAAGAUAAUGGAACACCGAAGAAGGCACAAACAACUCGUGUUAGUGUCCUAGUUGUCGAUGUCCCCACGGAAUCUCCUCAUGCACCACAAGUGAAGCACUCAGAGCAACAUGUUGAGGUUACGGAAAGUGAUCAACCCGGCUUCUUGGUAACCCUUAUUCAGGCAACUGAUGAAGAUGACGAUGUUCUUUGGUACGACAUAAUUUCCGGAGAUGAUCGAAAUGAAUUUUUCAUUGGUCGUGACAAUGGGAAUGUGCUACUUGUGAAGAAACUCAAUUGGGAAAUUCAGCGUGAAUACAAUCUCACAAUUGCCAUCACUGAUGGCGUCCACAUUACCCAUGCUUUUCUCUAUGUAACCGUGCUGGAUGUAAAUGAUCACCGGCCGGAGUUUUCGCAGCCAAUCUAUCGGGUAAAUGUUUCGGAGAGUGUUGAAGAUGGCACAGAAAUUCUCCAAUUGGAAGCCACCGAUGCUGAUGCGGAUAAGAAGCUCUUCUACAGCCUCCACGCUGCACAGGAUCCGGCAUCGUUGAAAAUGUUUAGAGUUGACGCCGUGACGGGUGGUGUGUACUUGGUGCAGAAACUCGAUCGUGAAAUGCUACGGGAGCAUGUUCUCGUUGUGACUGUGCGUGAUCGCGGAACACCGGCUAAAAAGAACUAUGCACGUGUGGUGAUAACAGUGAUGGAUUCCAAUGAUCAUGCACCGGAAUUCACCACGCGUAUUGUGCAAGGAAAGGUGUUUGAAACGGCGAGUAUAGGUUCAAUGGUGGUACAGUUGUACGCCACCGAUAGGGAUCUUGGGGAUAAUGCCAAGAUUACGUAUUCAAUUGUGAGUGGAAAUGUGGGGAGUGUGUUCACUGUUGAUGGACAAAUGGGUAUAAUUGCGGUUGCAAAGGAAUUGGAUAUGAGUUCUGUUGCUGAAUAUAUGCUACAGGUGAAAGCAACUGAUGGGGGUGAACCAUCGCUUUCAACGCAAAUUCCCGUCCACAUAAUGGUCCACAUGGCGGACAAUGCAUCACCGAAGUUUAUGCGUCCGGAUACAGCGGCAGAAAUUUAUGAGAAUCAACCGAUUGGGACAUUUGUGGCGGAAGUUGAAGCCAGGAGUACGUCGUCGGUGGUGUAUGAGAUUGUGGGUGGCAAUGUGAAUGACACAUUCUUUGUUAAUCCCUCAACGGGUGUUGUGACAACAAAUGCAAAUGUGGAUUAUGAACAACAGAAAUUCUAUAAUUUAACCAUUGAAGCCACCAAUAUGGCAUCCAUGUCCACGAGAUGCUUACUAAUAGUCCAUGUUCUCGAUCGCAAUGAUAAUGCACCGCAUUUUGAGAGGCACUUGUACAUGGGUACAAUAUCCGAGGCAGCAUCCAUUGGCUCACUAGUCUUGGUAGCAUCACCCCACAAUGCCACAUCUAAUGCAUCAUUGGUGGAAAAUAGUGAGCCACUUGUUAUUCGGGCCCUCGACAGUGAUUCCGGUGUCAAUGCCUUUCUGCACUAUGACAUUGUGGAAGCACUCCCGAGGCGAUUCUUUCACAUAGAUUCCACCACUGGGGCCAUCAAGACUGUCAUGGUGUUGGACCAUGAAAAAAUACCCACUUACACAUUCCAUGUAAAGGUCACUGACUUGGGUGUACCCCGUCUAUCGUCUGAGACGACGGCUCGUGUGGAAAUCACAGUGACGGAUGUGAAUGAUUGUGCUCCGGUUUUCACGCAGAAGGAGUACAAUGUUACAUUGCUACUACCGACCUACACUAACAUUGCCGUGGUCCAGGUGGCGGCGACGGACAGGGAUACAGUCUCGGAUGCCCCACAGCUCACAUAUGAGAUUAUUGAGGGUAACCGUGGGGAUGUUUUUGCCAUCAAUGCCACAUCUGGGGUCAUAAUGACGCGCGAUGUUGAGCAAAUUGUAUCACAGUACCGGCUAAAGGUGCGAGUGAGUGAUGGGAAAUUCAGCAAAACAGCUCUUGUGCACAUACAUGUGGAGACGUCAGAGAAUUCAGGAUUAAUUUUCCAACGUCCCUUCUAUGAGGGUGCCAUUGUGGAGAAUAGUACAAAAAUUGCCACGGUAACCGUUGUUAAUGUUCUGGGUACCAUCCUUAAUGAGCACAUUGAGUUUAGGAUUCUCAAUCCGACGGAUAUGUUCCGUAUUGGGGUAACAUCGGGUGUUGUCGAAACCACCGGAAUGCGCUUCGACCGCGAAACGAGGAACAAGUAUGAAUUGAUUGUGGAAGCACGUUCACAGACACUUGACCGAGAGAGGCCGCGUGUUGCUCACGUUGUGGUUAAUGUUACAAUUCUCGAUGUCAACGACAAUUGCCCCAUGUUUGUCAAUCUACCCUACUAUGCUGUGGUCUCUGUGGAUGAUCCCAAAGGGUCUGUCAUCACCAAAGUCCAUGCAUUGGAUCUUGACAGUCAGGAAAAUGGAGAAGUCAGGUAUGAAAUGAAACGUGGCCACGGGGAACUCUUUAAGGUUGACCGAAAGACCGGUGAGGUGACACUAAAGCAAACCCUCGAGGGACACAAUCGAGACUACGAGCUCCUUAUUGCAGCUUACGAUGGUGGGAUUACGCCCUGCUUCACCGAUGUUACGGUUCAUGUUAAGGUGAUUGAUAAAUCCAUGCCGGUAUUUAGUAAGCAAUUCUAUUCGGACAGUGUUGCAGAGAAUGUUGAACUUUUCACACCGCUUUCGGUCUCAAUUCAAGCUGAGAGUCCUCUUGGGCGUAAAUUAAUUUACACCAUUGUAAAGGGAAACGAAUUGGAGGAGUUUGCAUUGGAUUUCAAUACAGGUGCAAUCUAUGUUGUGGAUGAAUUGGAUUUUGAGCGUCGACAGAGCUAUGAAUUAAUAAUUCGGGCAACUGAUAGUGUUUCGGGGGCAUCAGCUGAGGUUCCAGCAUCUAUUUUGGUGACAGACAUCAAUGAUUGUCCACCGGAAAUGGAUCAUGAUGUGUACAAUGUAACCGUGAGUGAGGGUGCACCAUUUGGUACGGCUAUACUGCGCGUUAGUGCUUCGGAUAGGGAUACGGGAAUCAAUCAAGCUGUGACGUAUGCCAUUGAGACUGAUACGAAGAAUACGUCGGAAUUCUUUCACAUGGACGCCACGGAGGGGGUGGUGUACCUGAAGAAAUCACUUGACUAUGAGGCACACAGAGAGCAUCAUUUUGUCGUGAUUGCCACAGAUAGGGGUGUGCCGAGUCUGAGUAGUACAUCCCAUGUGUGGAUUAAUGUUGCUGAUAUGAAUGAUAAUCCACCGCGUUUUGAGCAAUCGUCAUACAGCUGCAGCCUGUCGGAACAUGCGAAUCGCGGGCAAUUUGUAACGAGUGUCACAGCAAGUGAUCCCGAUCAUGUUGAUCAUACAAACUUAAUCUAUACCAUUGCUCAGGGGAAUGAGCAACAAACGUACAUGAUUGAUUCCACCGAAGGUGCCAUCACCCUUGUUAACAUGCAGAACUUUGCUGAGAAGCACCUAACUGUGCUGAAUGUUUCCGUAACUGAUGGAGUCUAUACGAGCUUUACGCGUGUUAAGAUCACCAUUCUACCUGGGAAUUUGCACAAUCCUGUCUUUCAGCAUCUAAUCUACGAUGUGAAAGUUAAUGAAAAUCAACUAGCUGGACGUCUUGUAGCUCGUGUUGAGGCUGAAGAUGAGGAUUUUGGGGAAUUUGGACAACUGACCUAUGCCAUUGUCUCCGAUGAGAUGUCAGAGUUUUUUGCCUUAGACCCCACAAAGGGGGAAAUUGUGACAAAAGUAAAACUCGAUAGAGAGCAAAGGGAUCUGUAUGAAUUUGUUGUGAUAGUUCAAGAUGGUGGAGGACGCAUUGGGUACACAACAGUACGUGUUCAUGUGGCAGAUGAAAAUGACAAUCCGCCUGUUUUUCAAUUUCACGAAUAUACAGCUUCUAUUCAUGGAAACCACACUGUUGGCGCUUCAUUUCUAACUGUUAGUGCAACAGAUAGGGAUGAGAAUCAAAAUGCUGCUCUUCACUACACCCUCUACGAUGCACAAAAUACAGAGAGCGUUAAGGAUCUCUUUGAUGUCAACGAGAAUACCGGUGAGGUGUUUACAAAGCAGAGUGCCCAUGAGUAUGAGAAUCAGCUUUUUCAAUUCUUUAUUCGUGCCUACGAUGGGGGUGUGCCAUCAAUGCACGAUGAUGUCCCGAUAAAUGUGUACAUAAUGUCCCCAAGUGAUGUUGCACCGACAUUUGAGAAGAAGGAAAAGUCCUUGUUUGUGUCCGAAGCAGCCACAACGGGAACACUCAUUUCGCGUUUUCGUCUAGUUGAAAAUAUCACGCAUACAUUUAGGAUUGUUUCCGGAGAUCAAGAUAAUCCGCAUUUCUCAAUUAAUGACGCCGGGGAGUUGAGGCUUGCAAGAUCACUCGAUCGUGAAGCGAAGGAAGUGCACGUUGUUGGUAUUUUGGCUGAAACUGACUCAAGUCCACCCCUAACUGCCCUCACGGAGAUUCAUUUGCACGUUCAAGAUGACAAUGAUCAUGCCCCAGUGUUUGAGAGUAAUCCGUAUGUGUUGACUGUGGCUGAGAAUGUUGAGAAGGGAACAACAAUCCUCAAAGUAACGGCAACAGAUGAAGAUUCGGGUUCAAAUGGCGAUAUUAGGUACCUUCUAGCAUCAGAUGAUACCCAAGCAGGUAAUACGUUUGGUAUAGAUCCCUAUACGGGGUGGAUAUCAACUCUAGCUGAACUUGAUAAGGAAAUGCAGGGAGAAUUCAGAUUCCGCGUGAUCGCGAUCGAUAAUGGGAAUGUAAAGUUGAAUGAUACGACAUUUGUUGUGAUCAAAGUCAGGGAUUACAAUGAUAAUCCACCGAUCUUCACGCAAGCGCAGUACAAUGCAAGUGUGAGCGAAGAUGCUCUUCCGGGAACGGUGGUACUGCAACUUUCCGUAACUGAUCUCGAUGUUGAUCUCAUUACCCCCAUUGAGUAUUACAUCUUUUCCGGGGAUCGAUUGUCCCAAUUCCAAAUUCGUCGUACUGGGGAAUUGUACGUGGCAAAGGCGCUUGAUCGGGAAACAAUUGAUUCCUACAACUUGGUUGUUCUUGCAACUGAUGGCAAAUUCACAGCAACCACCAAUGUAACGGUGAGCAUACUCGAUGUGAAUGAUAAUCCACCGUAUUGCCUGAAGUUUCGCUACAAGAAAACAAUCUCAGAGGAUGCAACACCGGGAAUUAGUUUGUUUGCCAUUGAAGCAUCCGAUGCAGACUUGGAGAGUAAUUCCAAGUUAAGAUUCUUCCUCACUGGACGUGGUGCGGAUGAUUUCUCCCUCGAUAAGGAUACGGGGAUACUCAAGACAGCCCGACAACUCGAUCGAGAGACAAUAUCCAAAUACAUCCUCGUGGGGCAUGUGCAGGAUCGUGAUCAUUUUGGUUGGGAGUGCUCGUCGCAAAUUGAAUUAACAAUUUCGGAUGUUAAUGAUAAUCCACCGGCAUUCUCAUUGCCCGUCUACAUGGUCUCCCUGUCGGAAGAUGCGGAGAUUGAGACACUCGUAACGAAAGUUCAUGCAACGGAUCUUGAUGUUGGGAUCAAUCGAAAGAUUAAGUAUUCAAUUGUCGAUGAGGGGAAGGAUAAAUUCUUCCGCAUUGCCAGUGAUAGUGGGAUUAUAACAUUAGCAGCAGCACUUGAUCGGGAGAUUCAGGAAGUUCACAAUAUCACAGUUAAGGCUGCUGAUCAGGGUGUUCCGGAACUCUACUCCACGGCAUUGGUUGUUGUCAAUAUUAAGGAUAUCAAUGACAAUCCACCGGAAUUUACGACAAAAUACUUUACUGUUUCCAUUCCGGAAGACACAAGAAUGGGACAAGAGGUGAUUGAGGUUAUGGCAACAAGUAGGGAUAUCGGGGUAAAUGCCGAGAUUACGUAUAGCUUCAUCGGUGGGAAUGAGCAGAAACGUUUCCGUAUUGAUAACAAGACGGGCAUUGUAAGUGUUGCUGGUGGGCUUGAUUACGAAAGAGCUCGCGACUACUUCCUCACAAUUCAAGCUAUGGAUGGUGGUGAGCCACCAUUGAGUAGUUUAGCAACACUCAAUAUCACUGUAACUGAUAGCAAUGACAAUGCACCGCAAUUCACGCAAUCAUCGUAUACAGCACGAAUCAGGGAAGAUGCUCACAUUGGUGAUAAGAUAAUACAGGUAAAAGCCAUUGAUUUAGACGCCGAGAACAAUGGAAAGGUGCUUUAUAGCAUUGAGAAAGGAGAUCGGUUGAAGCAGUUUGCAAUUGAAGGUGAAACAGGCUACAUUUCCGUUGCUGCAUCCCUAGAUCGGGAAUCAAUAUCGAAUUAUGUGCUGGAAGUUAAAGCUGAAGAUUUAGGACAGCCACCCUUGUCGACUUUUAUCCUUGUUAACGUGGAAAUAUCAGAUGCAAAUGAUAAUCCACCUGUAUUCAGUGAGAGCACCUACACAGCCUUUAUUCAUGAAGAUAAAUCUCUUGGACAUGUUCUUCUGCGAUUUAACAUUAUGGAUUUGGAUGCUCCACCCAAUACAGUUCCGUAUACAUUCGAUUUUCGUUCUGGUAACGAGGGUGGCGUCUUCCGGCUGGAACAGGAUGGAAUUCUCCGAACAGCUGCACGUUUUAACCACAAAGUUCGCGAUAGGUAUGAUUUGGAGAUUAGAGUCUUCGACAAUGGGACACCACCACUCUUCUCCGACACACACGUAACUGUGAAUGUAAUUGAGGAGUCUCAGUAUCCACCAAUAAUCACACCGCUUGAGAUUACAAUUAAUUCAUUCAGGGAAUCCUAUCCAGGUGGGGCAAUUGGACGUGUUCAUGCCACGGAUCAAGACAAGUAUGAUUCCUUGGUGUAUGGGCUUGCACCAACAGCCGGAGUCUCCUACAGCCCGACAACAUUGUUUAACAUCUCAACGGAAGGGCAACUCUAUGCACUUCCUGAUCUAGAUUUAGGUGACUACCGUCUCAACGUUACGGUGUCUGAUGGGAAAUUCAUUUCAUUUACAAUCGUAAAGAUUUCCGUUGAUCUAAUUACGGAAGAGAUGCUUACGAAUGGCGUUGUGUUGCGUUUCCGCAAAGUGAAACCAUCGGAUUUCUUGCUGAGUCAUCGUAAGGGCUUCAUUCGAUCUAUCCGGAAUGCCAUGGGUUGUCGCCUUAAGGAUGUCGUUGUAAUCUCCGUUCAGCCUGCAAUGUACGAAGCUGAUGACAUAAAUGUAAUCUCAAGUGAGAAAAUUGCGAGGAAACGCCGGGAGAUUAGUGAAGAUCUCGAUGUUCUGUUUACGGUAAGAAGAUCCCCCCAACUAGCGGGAACUUCCACCUUCUACACUGUGGAGGAAAUUAUAAAAGCCGUUGAGGAUAAUCUGGAGGAAAUUGAGGAUAUAACAAGGUUGACCCUUGAUGAAAUUGUCAAAUCUUCCUGCCCGAAUGCACAUUGUCACAAUGGGAAGUGUGAGGUGUCAAUUAGGGCAACUGAAGCGGCUACCUCAUCGGCCAUUUCCAUUGAUAUGGCUAGCUUUGUUGCCCCACACUACCGACAGGUGAUUGAGUGCAAAUGCCGCAUUGGAUUUGGUGGGGAACACUGCGAGAGACGCAUCAAUGAAUGUGCUUCCAAUUUGUGUCCAAGUCACAAAGUCUGCAUCCCUGAUGCAUCACCUCAGGGCUACCAUUGUGUCUGCCCGGAAGGUUUUGCAGGUCCAAAUUGUGCACGUGAUGUGUCAAAGUGCGAAGAUGAAUCCUGCUACAAUGCCAUCAAUCCGGUUUCCUUUUCCGGCAAGAGCUAUGCGCAAUACAGGAUAGAACGAGCAACAGCCAAGACAUCCAUUGAGAAUCAAUUGACGCUCUCACUCAAUGUGCGCACAGUUCAACCAACGGGAUGCUUAAUAUUUGCCGCUGGGCGGGUGGAUUACAACAUCCUGGAGAUCAAUAGUGGUUUCGUGCAGUAUCGCUUUGAUUUGGGCAGCGGUGAGGGUUUAGUGAGUGUAGCAAGUGUCUUCAUUGCUGAUGGGCAGUGGCAUGAGAUACGAAUUGAAAGGGAAGGUAACAGUGCCCGGGUGCUAAUAGAUCGAACACACGUUGCAUCCGGAAGUGCUCCAGGUGUGAAUGGAGUACUUAAUCUGCAGACAAAUGAUUUGUAUUUUGGGGCAGAAGUACGGCAGCAUGCAACUGUUUUGGGAUUUGAGGAUGUUGAGAAGGGCUUCAUUGGAUGCAUGGAUGAUAUAAGGAUAUCCAGACAAGCACUUCCCCUUCAUCUGAGUGCAACCAAUGAUGGGACUCACUUCACACUGAGACGUUUUGCAAAUGUCGAAUUCUUCUGUGAUGCUGCAACAAUUCUCAAACCCUUGGGGGUGUGUGGGAGUCAACCCUGUCUCAAUGGGGGCACAUGUCGGGAGCUUGAUGGUGCUUUUGAGUGUCUGUGCGAUGCACGUUUCUGGGGGCCGCUUUGUGCGCAAGAUCGUGAUCCAUGUGCAUCAUCGCCAUGCCUCUACGGGGGGCAGUGCAAGGAUCUCGGUGGUGGGAACUACACGUGCGAUUGCCCACCCAAAAUGACAGGGAAGAGAUGUGACUAUGGGCGCUUCUGUGCACCAAACCCUUGUCGAAAUGGUGGGGUGUGCGAAGAAGGGGAUUUUGGACCACUCUGCAUGUGCCGCGGAUACAUGGGACCAACAUGUGAAGUUGAUGUGAAUGAAUGUGAGAAUCAACCAUGUGGCAGUGGGGCAACUUGUAUCAAUGAAGCAGGAAGUUUCCGUUGCAUCUGUCCGCCUUAUCUAACAGGUGCAAGCUGCGGUGAUCCCUUGUACUCAAACCUCCUGAAGUCCAUGAAAUUGGACAAUGUACCCUUUGAAGUGAUUCUCAUUGUGGGUGGAAUUAUUGGUUUAAUUGCCCUUAUUACCCUUAUUGGGGUUGUUUGGUGUAUGGCUGCGCGCAAGAGGAAGAAUCAUCAUGCCCACAAUCAUACGAAUAACGUUCUAAAGACAGACCCCGUACCAGUUGGGUAUAAGAGAGGAUCAAAAAUGAGUAAUUUGGAGCAACAACAACAAACCCCAAGACCUGUUUCCUACACCCCAACAUCCAAUCAUGAUGCUCCCUAUGUGUGUAGCAUAAUGAAUAAUCUGGAAACGCUGAGGAAUUACGGAUCGGCGGGGGAUGAAUUGGAGAAUGUUGUGGAGGAGUACAGGAAGCAGAGACCCACACAACCACUCCUGGUGAACAUUAAUGGUGGCGAAGCGGAUGGGGGGAAACAAGUGUGGGGAGAUCAUAUUCAUCUGCAAACAUUCUCCGAUGGAGCCAGUCCUACGGGGAAGAUUAAUAAUGAUGUAAAAAUACUUGAUCCCCACAUGAGAUUGGGAACACUCAAAUCCACGGGAAUACUCGCUGGAAGGCUUGUCGCGUCACCGCAGGAAGAGCAACAAAGUCACCAUGGGGCAUACCAUUGGGAUUGCUCAGAUUGGGUACGUCGAAGUCACAAUCCACUGCCGAACAUAACAGAAGUGCCAGGAAGUGAAAUCCCCGAUUCAUCCAGCUUCCACAGUAAUGAGAGCAAUGAGUCCCAACCGAAGGUUCCAACAGUACCUCAAUUAUCUUGCAUCGUGGAUCCUGCUCGUGACAUUGAGACUCUCAACGAGGACUUGGAAUCUGAUGUAAUACCAGAUUAUUCAAAUCAUGAAGAUGAUCCCAUGGCCAGCUUGUCAGCCCUCAAUCCACUUGAUAGUGGUAGUGAAGAUUAUCGAUUUAGUACAGCAGCGGAGAGCUAUGUGCGUCAUCCAAACAGCUACUUGCCACGGUACAAUAUCCAGAGUGAUACGGACGGGGAAAGGUCUUCAUUGAUGGCCAAUGGGGGGACCUUUGAUGUACCCCCCGUGAGUAUCAUUGAAUCCGAUGAGGAUCAAGAAGAAGAAGAGGACGGUGUCACCAUACCGGCUUAUGGAUUCCCAGCAUCAUCGUCAGCGAUGAAAGCUCGUAGGCGAAAUCGCAUUGAGGCACGCGACAUGGAGCUGGCAAUGCGACAAGCAGGUCAGGAAGAUGAUACCCUUCUCGGUGGGGGUAGUGGUGGCUAUCGUCGUGGCUCUGCAAGUGACCUCUCUGUGCAUCUUUGCGAAAUUGAAGAUAGUGAGUAUGAAGGAGAUUCGAAUGCAUUGUCCAAGAUAAUGCAACAGACAUCUGUUUAGGGAAAUUCAUUAAAAAAAAGAAAAAAAAAACAACCGCAUGCACCAUUAAAGGAAAAAAAGAUUAAAAAGUUUAGCGAAAAGAGUGUCUUUUUCUAUGAAAGAGAUGACUUUUUAUUUAAAUUUCUCUACAAUUCUUUUUUUUUCUUUUCACCUGAGAGUGAUGCAACACCUCUUUCAUCCCGUCCUAAAAAAAAAUGUCUUUUUCGUAUACUUCAGCACGGAGCCAUCCUCUUAAAAAAAACAUUUCAUCGUAAAAGAAAAUAAGCAUUUUGAGAGUUUAUUCUUUGAGGCGAUUUUGCUCUUUUCUUUGACGUUUCUUUCAAAGUAUUAUUUCUUAUUGAAAAAAAAAGAUUUCAAACAACUCUAGCUGAGAAAAACAAAAACUUCCUUCAAACAUUAUUUCUUUGCGUACUUUGCCUACUUAGUUUUUUUUAAGCACAAUGCAAAAGUUUGAAAACAAAUUGACUGUUUUUUUAUUAUUAUUUUUAAAUAAAUUUUCAAUUUCUCAGUGAGUGACGAAAGAGAAAAUUGCAUAAAUAAAGAAUUUAAAUUCAUGGAAUUUAAGCUAAAAUGUGAUAGAAAGAUUCGAGAAAGAAUAAACAAAAAUCCAUUUUAUAAACCAUUUUAUUGACAAAACAAAAUCAUUCUUGAUAGACUUUUUUUAUAAUAAUUUGUUUUAUUAUGCAAACUUGAUUUUAGAAUUGAGAAAAAAAUCGCAGCUAAAUGAUAAUGUGGAUCAAUUAAUUAGAAAAUAAUUUUAAAAAUUGAUUUCUUCCAUAAAAGUACCUACAUACCUAUCAAGCCACCUGGCAAAACUCUUUUCUAUCACCUAUUUAUAAUUUUGCAAUUAAUAGUUAAACAAUGGGUCGUACAGCGAUCAAGAAGUUCUUGAAAAUUGAAGAAUUUCUUCUGAAAUUUCAAUGAUUUCAGGAAUAUCUUGGUCCCUGACUGAAUACGACCCAAUAUUCCUAAAAAAUGAAAGAAUUAAUAAAUCAAUGGAAAAUAAAACAUAUUUCUGGCAGCACAUUAAUCUUGAUUCCCAAAUCCUCUGAGUUCUUUACUCUCCAUGUAUUUGCUCGUAAUUAAAUAAAUAUAAUUUAAUCAACGGUCCCUGCUAAUCGCAGCUGAUUUCUAAGUAGCUUAUCUUUUUUUUUCUAUUAAAAUACCGAAAACUUAUUAAAAUAUUUUUUUAUAAAGAAACUCUUUUUCUCCAAUAUAUUUUCAUGCAAUAUUUAUUGAAAAAAAAAUAAAUAGAUAUUUUUAUCGAUGAUUUUUUUAAUCUUCAUUUUUUUCUUAACUAUAUAUUAAGAAAAUUGCAUCAGGCACAGCGUUAGGAUUAAGGAGAAAAAAAAUGUGUAAAAAAAUAUUGUUAAUGAACGGAAGGUUAAUAAUUCAUUUUAUAUGAAAAUUUCUAUAACUAAUUUGGUUUUGUAAAUAAAAUGUAUUAAGCAAAAAAUAAAUAAAUAAAAUAACAAAAAUUGAGCACCCUUUUGAGAAAUUGUCAACCCCUAUUUUUAUAAAAAAAAAAAAGAAAAAAACAUUCUCAUUAUAAAAUUCUUUUUGGUAGGUAUUACAAACACCUUAAAAAAUAUCGUAUACUUUGUCUUAAAACAUUUCAAAAAAAAAUGAACGCGAAAUCUUUUUCCAUUAAUUUUAGUUAAAACUGCCACAUAUAUUUUUCUUUUAAAUAAUUACAAAGAAAAAAAAAUAAACUAAACAAUGCAUUUACUUUUGUGAAAUAAAUUAAUAACUAAGAACAAGAAGGAUUGUAUAGGAAACUCACUUUAUUAAUACAAAACACACACAUUUUUUUUAAUAAAAAUAAAUAAAAAUAAAACGUAGCGAAGAACAAAUCACGUAGUUUGUAGGAAAAAAAAAAAGAAAUAUUAAAAUACUAAAACGAAAAUUUAAUGAAUCAACUAUGAAAGAUGCGAAGUAAAUGAACGUGCGAAAAAUGAGAGAAAUAUUAGUGCUAGAAUAUUAUGAAUAAAACGUAAAAAUAUGUAAAAUAUGAUGAGGCCAUAAAGAGAAAAUUCUUUAAUUUUUAUUCAUUUUUUUCUUUUAAUUUGUUUUUCUUAAAGAAUUAAUGCAAAUUAUUCACUUUUAAAAGAGAAAAUGAAAGAAAAAAAAUACCUUAAAAUACGGACUGAGGAAUCACAUUAUACAAAAAAAAUUAUUACACCACACCAUGUAAUUUUAUUAUCACCUUUAAAAUAAAAGAGAAAAAAAAAUAGAUAAAUAGGAAAAUUUUAAUUACAUAGAAAGUAAUAAAAUAAAAAAAUACAUAAUUUAACAAGAAGAAAAAUCAAAAACAGAAAUAUUGGUUUUAUUUAGAAUUCAUUCCAGUGAAAGAAGAUAGAGAGAUAAAAUAAAUAAGUCGUAUUCAGCUACCAAGAAAUUCUUGAAAUUUCAGAAGAAAUUCUUGAAAUGUUUGAAGUAAUUCUUGAAAUUUUAGAAGAACUUGAAAUUUCUGAAGAAAUUGGCCAUCAAUUUGUCCAUUGAAUGCCCUGAGGAAGGACUUAAAUAAUCUGAAACCUCGACUUUUAAGAAAACCCAUUCAUUGCCCACGGUCGUCCUUUUUCUUGUUCAAAUUUCAAGGAUUUCUUGAUCGCUGAAUACGACUCAAUUGAAAGAGAAAAUCUCAAAAAGGCUGCAACGAAUUCUUGAGUAAACCAACAAAGACAGCAAGAAAGACUUUUGAGUUCCACAAAAAAUAAAGAAAAACUAUAAAAACAGGAACGCUAAAGACACUAAAUGAUACCUUAAAAAAAUAAAAAAGAAACCAUCAAUAGAUCAAAAGAAAAUCAUGAUGAAUCCACAUAUCUUACAAGAUGGAAAAGAAAAACUAUAAAGAAAAAAUUAUGAAAGAUGUAUCUGAGAGAGUUAUGAAGAGAAAUAGUGGAGAGUUAUAAAAGAAAAAUUUUUAUUUAAUACACUUUGUACAAUGAA
Messenger RNA from Lutzomyia longipalpis, 17798 nucleotides. RefSeq names its product fat-like cadherin-related tumor suppressor homolog (gene kug). The coding region runs from base 657 to 14849 and encodes 4730 amino acids. Gene Ontology annotation, biological process: homophilic cell-cell adhesion. The record is from RefSeq and is a predicted model, not a curated record. Gene Ontology annotation, molecular function: calcium ion binding. Gene Ontology annotation, cellular component: plasma membrane. The transcript has 18 exons. Lineage: Eukaryota; Metazoa; Arthropoda; Insecta; Diptera; Psychodidae.